AGUAUUCAACCUGCAACUGCUGCCAUCAUUAUGUGAACCAAGGAGUCAAGGCAAGAGGAUUGCGCAACGAAAUGUUGUUGGUGAAUCAACAACCCCGCCAAGUCAGCAGUGUUACUUCAAUUGCCCACCAUCCGGGGCUGGGGAACACUCGUCUCACAUGCUUCUAGCAGUCCAGCAGCCAAGUCAACCUCGUCUCUGUCAACCCGCCACGAUUAGACUCUCUUCUCGUCACUCUUGGAUCUGCUAUCCUUCCGUCUUGGUCCGUACUUCGGACCGGAUUCAUCGGCAGUGCGGCACUACAAUACCUCGCCAAUGUCACAAACGCGUGGCCUUCACCGAAUCCCACCAUACUCAGCCCAAUUGUCCACCGCCCGGCCCGCCGGGGUAUUCUCAACAGUAUCCGUAUUCCAAUCUUUAAUUUGGUCUGUUAACGA
Molecule: messenger RNA, 434 nt
Organism: Colletotrichum destructivum
Lineage: Eukaryota; Fungi; Ascomycota; Sordariomycetes; Glomerellales; Glomerellaceae
Exons: 1
Coding region: 158-418 (86 amino acids)
Source: RefSeq, a predicted model, not a curated record